This is a messenger RNA of Anastrepha obliqua, 1777 nucleotides long. Its product is annotated as glutathione synthetase-like. Gene Ontology annotation, cellular component: cytosol. Gene Ontology annotation, molecular function: glutathione binding; ATP binding; glutathione synthase activity. The transcript is spliced from 10 exons. The coding region runs from base 209 to 1684 and encodes 491 amino acids. Gene Ontology annotation, biological process: glutathione biosynthetic process. Lineage: Eukaryota; Metazoa; Arthropoda; Insecta; Diptera; Tephritidae. The record is from RefSeq and is a predicted model, not a curated record.
UGUUGAUAAGGCUUUAAAUUCUAAGUAGAGGUGAAAUUAAUUCUGACCAAAAAUGUUUUAAAACGAUUGCAAAGCGCUAUAUUCGCAGUUAAUACACAAUUCCAGUGGGAAGGUAGCAUUACAACGAUUUUCGAGUAAUCACGCGAGUCACGUGCCUAUGAACCGAAAUACGUAGGAAAAGAACUAGUGGGGCGUUAAAUUAUUCAAGAUGUCGCCAAAAACAGAACUGGAACCUUGUAUACCGCUGCCAAUUGAGGAGCGGACACUGGUUGAAAUAACACAGAAGGCGAAAGAUUGGGCAAUUAUGCAUGGUGCUGCUAUGCGCUCCAAAAUCAACUUCAGUCCAGAUUCACUAAAUUUUGCUCCAUUUAUUUUGAUGCCAUCGUCCUUCCCGCGCAAAGAGUUCGAAAAAGCCAGGAAUUUGCAAACCAUUAUUAAUCAAUUGAUGCACAAUGUGGCACACGAUGAGGAAUUUCUCACUACAACUCUUGCAGAAACUAUAAAAGUGGAUGAAUUCACAUCUAACUUAUUUAAUGUGUACAAAAAAGUGCUCGCCAAUGGCUUUGGACAGCGAAUUUCGUUGGGCGUAAUGCGCAGUGAUUUGAUGUUGGAGACGAAAUGUACAGAAUUGCUAGAGAAACAUACCCCCUGUGCCUACUGUUGCUGGAAACAAGUUGAAAUUAACACAAUAGCUUCCGGUUUUGGCCAUUUAGGACCAGCAAGCAAAACCAUACAAAGCUUUGUGUUGCGGGAACUGGGCUAUGCAGACAAAUUAAAAAAUAUGCCCGAAAAUAAUGCCUUGUCUGGCAUUUGUGGUGGCAUGAUUAAGGCCUGGGAAUUGUAUGAAAAACCAAAAGCAGUUAUUCUUUUUAUCAUUGAAGAUGUUACCUAUAAUAUUUGUGAUCAGCGUUUCCACGAGUUCUAUAUACGUGAAGAAUACCCACAUAUCAAAGUGUUGCGCCGCACCUUAACAGACGUAUUCAAAGAGGGUAAAUUGGGACCGAACAAAGAAUUGUUCCUUGGCGAACACGAAGUGGCUGUUAUUUAUUUCCGUGCUGGCUACGAACCUGCCCACUAUCCCUCCCAAGAUGAAUGGGAUGCACGAUAUAUGAUGGAGUGUUCACGUGCGAUUAAAUGUCCUUCCAUACACUAUCAUUUGGCCGGUACCAAAAAAGUACAACAAGCGCUUGCACUGCCAGCCAUGUUGGAGCGGUUUAUAAGCGAUCCCGAGAAGAUAAAAGCAGUAGGCCAAAUUUUUACGGGCCUCUAUUCGCUCGACGACUCUGAAGCUGGUAAUGCCUCAUACGAAAUGGCACUGAAGGAACCAGAACGAUUCGUGUUGAAGCCACAACGCGAAGGUGGUGGCAAUAAUGUAUACGGCAGUGACAUUCCAGAUGCCCUUAGGAAAAUGAGUCGUGUUGAACGCGCAGCUUGGAUUCUUAUGGAUCUAAUCCAACCACCAAUUUCCAAGGGUUACAUGAUACGUCCAGAAGGUAAAUCUCCACCGGAAGUGGUAGAUCUUGUCUCCGAAUUGGGCAUUUUCGGCGUAAUAAUAGGUGAUGUGGACAAUAUAGUUUGUAAUUAUCAAGCUGGUCAUAUGCUGCGCACGAAACUUUCUACUGCGAACGAAGGCGGUGUUGCAGCCGGGCUCGGCGCCCUGGACAGUCCCUAUCUGCUGGAUUAGCGUUUUAACCAUUAGUUACUUAAUAUUUUAACCAUCAUGUAAAAUGCUAUUAAAUAAAAAAACCGAAAACGCCAUUUUUUAAUACAAACCAUA